AUGCUGAUAGAUGCCACAACUUAUCCUUCACUUCACUCUGAACUGGGUCUGUCCUCUGGUCAACCUGCUCAGCCGGAGUCACAGAAGGAGCAGCAAUGUUCAACCACACUCAUCCGUACCAGCGAGGACCUCCGGAGGGAGAAACUGAGUGAUAGAGAUAUUUACCCUGUGGCCAAGAAUUCCAUGAGCAACCGUGUGGCCCUGCUCAUCACUAAUAUAAAGUUUACUGAUGAGAAAUUACACAGAAAAGGAGCUGAGAAGGAUGAGGCAAACAUGGAUAAACUGCUCACAGAUCUGGGAUACGAGGUGGUGAAACACACAAACCUCACAGGAAAGGCAAUCGAUGAUGCUUUAAAUGAGUUCUCCAAACAUCCGAAACUCAAAGAGACGGACAGUGUGUUGGUGGUUAUCAUGUCACACGGGAAACUGGGAACUGUCCUCGGUGUCAACUGGAAAAAGAAGAUAUCUGAUAAUGAAAUACCAGAUGAGUUCCCCAUCGACAACAUUUACAAACACUUGGGCCCAGAGAAAUGUCCAGCGCUGCUGAACAAACCCAAGAUCAUCAUCAUCCAGGCCUGCAGAGGAGGGGGGGAAGGAUCAGUGCUGGUUACAGAUGGUGCAAACCCAGCUGUGGUCUCUGAUACUGCUGGUGAAGGAAACAUUGAGGAUGAUGGUUUGCGAUUUGUAAACAAAGAAAAAGACUUCAUUUCUCUUCUUUCCUGCACCCCGGAUACUGUCUCAUAUAGACAUUCGGGUCAUGGGUCUUUUCUCAUCCAGUUUGUUGUUGAGGUAUUUAACACCUUCGCACAAAAGGAAGACAUUGAGGAACUUUUCAGAAAAGUCAUGCAACGCUUUGAAGAUUUUUCAAUUCCAGCCAAAAGACAGAUGCCGACCAAAGACAGAUGCACUCUGACAAAGCGCUUCUACUUCUUUCCAGGCCUCUGAGGCAGGAUUCACUUCUGUUUAACACAGACUUGUAGCCACAUUUACUACAUUUGAAAUUAUGUGUGCAAUUGAGAUACUAUGUGAAUAGAUAAAACAUAUUAAUGAUUUACUGAAUGGGCCAAUCGGUCACAGGCCUGGGGACCAAAGGACAGAGAAAAGAGAUGCAAAACAGUUUCAAAGAGAUAUAAACUGACUUCAAAGAGACGCAAAAAAACCCAACAAAGACACAAAACUGUUAGCUGAGCGUGGAUCAGUACUUGUUCGGGAUGAUGCACAACCAGCUGUGGUCUGUGAUGAUGUGAAACAGCCAGGUUCAUCUGUUGGUGAGGAAAACAUCGAGUGAUGCGAUACGAUGUGGACACAAAGAAAAUAAUUAAUUUCUCUUUCCAGAUUUUAUUCUAUCGCUCAAACUGUAACAUUGAAGAAAGCAUAACACUUAAGAAAAGCUUCCUUAUAGUGAAUUACUAUAUUUUCUGUUCAUGGUUUUCCUACAGACACAGCCUUCUAUAGACAAAUGGGACUUUUCUUAUCCAGUAUGUUGUAGAAGUAUUUCGCAUCUGCUGAAAUUUGCAAGCAAAAGGACACUUUCUAAUAAUUGAACACUUAUUAUGAUCCAAUUACUAAAUGCAGUGGUGCAACAAUACUACAAAGCACAUUAUUAUAUUACCCCACUUUGCUUUAUGAUGAACUUAUACAUGGAAAGAUAACACUGAACUGAACUUUGUUUUACUGUAUAUGUUGAGCCGAAAGCUCAGCUGAGGGCAGUAGAAAGUACAAUUGUUCAAGUAGUAUCCAGUUUUAUGGGAUAAUAAAAUGUAAUGUUUAAUCUCAGAGGGUGUGAGACUAUAAGAGGAAGUAAAUGUUCUGUGUGCUUUGACAGUGAGGAAAGGGGAACUUCAGAGUCAAGACAAGAGUAAUGAAAAGAGCGACAAAGGGGCAUAGUUGCCCAGCUAAAAUGGGAAGCAAAUCCUUACAUUAUAGGGAAAGCAAUAUCAGAUCCAUGUACAAAGAUGACUGAUGAACACUGAGUUCAUGAGCUGCACAAAAACUUGCGAUUAGGGACAUUAGAAACUGUGAGAAAUAAAUAUGUUUCUGUCAUCAAAGGUUUACUCAUGUAGCGCUAAUGUGGGAUGUCCAAACAGAUACAGGAGAAAAUGCAUUAGCCUUAAAAUUUAGAGAAAUAGAAUUCCUACCAAUGGUGAAAGAAGAAAUCACACCCAUCAAAGCAAAUAAAUUGGUGCAAUUUAUCUCCUGAGGGAGAUAAUCAGCCUUCAAAAUAUAAAAAACAUUUUGGCUGAAGUCCAAUACAACAUAAUGUCCAGGUUCAACGCUUUCACUGAACUCUGGCGCUAAACAAAGUAAAUAGACAGCUACUGGAGGGUAAGGAUUGCCUUGUCUUUAGAAGGAAGUACUCCUCUUUUUGUGUUUGAGGUUCUGUGACUUUAACUUGUGUCACAAGUUGUUUCACAUUUCCUAAAUCUCUACAGCGGUGGUGAUGUGUGCAAGUUAUUAUGACUCACAGUCAGAACGCCGACAGUUAUGAGAAAAAACAAGUUGAAUUUCUCUUUCAUGGACUUCCUGUCUCUGAAUGCACUUGUGCAAAACAACGCAAAAACAAAUGUGAUUUUUCAGACAAACUUUACUAAGAAAACUAAACAAAAACAAACUCAAAAUUUAACAAUCAAAACCAUGUCAUCACAUUACAACACAAAGGCAACAAGUUGAGUAGGCAACAUGGCAACAUGGUUGCAGUCUGUGCACGUCUGAUGUGUCACCAGAAAACAGAAAUGAGUCUUUUACAAGCUACUUUCAGUUCAUGCUGAUGCUUUCACUGACUCAUGUUUACUCAUAAAAAAAAAAAACAGUGAAGCAGCUUGACAGAAGGAUAUGUUCCGAUUAUAAAAAUACAUAAAACAACAAGUAUGUGUCACUUACAGACCAGAAUUAUCAAUUCAAACUAGACUAUUUCAACAGCUUAUUUGAACAUACCGGCAGUGUUAGAGAGCUUUAUAUCAGUUUACACUUCAUACAAAACAAAGACACAGGUGGCUAAUACCACGCAUUCAUGUUCUCAUCCCACGACUCGCACACAGCAUGUUGAAAUAUGAAGCUACAAAUGAACACACGCAUAUCCUCUUUCACAUUCACACGCUCAACAUGGAGCAACGGUUAGAAAUGCUGCACACUGGUAAGGCCAGAUGAAGUUAAGUACAGUAGCACUGUGUCCGUCAACCACAAGAAGUGACGUUUGAAAAGUUUGGCAGUGUGAUGAAUACGAGCAAAAUAUUCAACAUUUCUUCUUUCCCUUUUGUGAAAGAAAACAAAACACCAAUUUACAUGUGAACUAAACCAUGCCGGGCUUUUGUAGGGAGGUGGAGGACAUUACAGAGAGAACUUAAAAAUAAAAGAAUAAGUAAUUAAAAUGUAAAUAGAUAACUUGGCUUUUAAAAACACUGCAGAUUAGUGGCCUGUACAACACAAAAUAGACAUUACAAUUGAAUAUGUGUCAUAUUUGGAAGCUGGACUGUAUUAGUAUAGUGUUACAUUUCAUAUAUUAACUUUUUUUCAUUCAGGAAUUCACUUUUGGAAACAUCAUAUCGUUGACAACACUCAACAGUCAGAUAAACAGAUCGCAGCACCACACAUUUACAAAAUAGCAACUCAUGCGAAAACACCUCUAGCCAUGUGUCGUACAGUAUGUGACGCACCUAGCGUCACACAUGUAAUGGAUUGCAUUCAUGAAAACAGAAAAUGUGAAACUGUCGUGUUUUUGCUCCGUUGUGUGUGUGUGUGUGUGUGACAUGUAUUGUGACUGUGGUUGAGGUUUAGGCCAGCGUUCCCCCAACUAUGGAAGCAAUGACAAUUCCCAGUACCACACAGCAUAUAAUAAUCAUAAUUUUCUUCUGUCAAGUGUUAACAACAACAGAUAAACAGUCAUCCAUGGCAGCAAAUUGGGAGCAGAGAAAAACAUGUUAGAGAUAUGACUUGUAAUUUACUUUAACACAUGUUGCAAUAUUUGUAAUAAUCAGAACAAAUUGCAGUUUACAAGAAAAGCAGAAAAAGGCAAUGUAGCUGGGAGAAAGACUAUUUGUUUUUAAUGUAUCUAAUGAUGUUGUCGGAGUGUGACUGGUUUAGAAGCAUUUCCACAUCCUCUACUUUAAAAACUAUAAAUCGUUUGUUCCUGUAUUUUCGUCAUUCAUUAAUACAUUAAAUAACAUACAGUAUUUUCCCACAUGCCACAAAUGUGAAUCAUUCUCAUAUUUAACAUAUAUUCACAGGUUUUGGAUUAUCAAUUAACAUAAC
Molecule: messenger RNA, 4248 nt
Organism: Anarrhichthys ocellatus (wolf-eel)
Lineage: Eukaryota; Metazoa; Chordata; Actinopteri; Perciformes; Anarhichadidae
Product: caspase-1-A-like
Exons: 8
Coding region: 1-945 (314 amino acids)
Biological process (GO): proteolysis; regulation of inflammatory response
Cellular component (GO): NLRP3 inflammasome complex; IPAF inflammasome complex; AIM2 inflammasome complex
Molecular function (GO): cysteine-type endopeptidase activity
Source: RefSeq, a predicted model, not a curated record